AUGUGGUUCAAUUCAUUGCCUGAUAGAGACAUAAUAACGUUGCAAGAAAUAAGCCAAAAAUUAAGAACACAUUUUUCGUCGGAGGCAUCUAAGUGGCGCAUAAGACAAAACUUAGAACAAAGAAAGCAAAAAGCUGACGAGAGACUUAACGAUUACAUAAGCGACAUUAGGCAACAGUGCAGGAGACUCGAUCUCCCUAGAACAGAAUGGGUUCACCACUUUGUAAAAGGUUUACGACCGGAUAUAAAAGAUUAUGUCGUUCUUCAGCAGCCGGAAACUAUUGAAGCUGCAGAAAAUUUUGCAAAAUUAAAAGAGUCCGUGUCCCCGAGCACCAGCGGUGUCAUAGAUACGAAAGAAAUUUCACAAGAAAUAAUCAAACAACUCAAAUCGCUUAGCUUGACACCUGAAAGUAAACCAGAGGCCACACAAGUCGCAGGAAUUAACGAGAAACCAUACAAUUACUACCCCUCCAGUUCUCCUUAUCAAUCAAAGCAUGAACCAAAAGAGAAGARUCAAAAAACUGAACCAGGUUACACGAAAAGAUUCGUUCCCAAUCCCAGUGAUAUCAGAAGUUCAGAUAGUUUGAGCGGUACUCAGUAUUUUACAACCCUAGAUUUGAAGUCUGGAUAUUUUCAGAUAACUCUGGACCCGUCCACGAAAGAAAAGAGUGCAUUCGUUACGCACAACGGUCUGUUCGAAUUCAAAAGAUUGCCGUUUGGAUUAACAAACUCGCCUGCAACUUUCCAAAGAAUAAUGCAAUACAUACUGAGAGGGUUAGAAUAUAAAUACGCGCUAAUAUACAUAGACGACAUCAUAAUAUUUUCCAAAAGUGUUGAAGAGCACUUGACACAUCUCGAGGAUGUUUUCGAAAGGUUACGUCAAGCUAAUCUCAAACUUAACCCAAACAAGUGUGUUUUCGCCAAACAGCGUCUAGAAUAUCUGGGACAUAUAGUAACGCCACAAGGUAUAUAUCCGGACGAGAAUAAAGUUAAAGCAGUUAAAGAUUUUCCGACUCCAAAUAGUAUUAAGGCAUUAAGAAGCUUCCUCGGAUUGUCUAACUAUUAUAGACGUUUUGUUAAAGACUUUUCUAAGAUUGCAUCUCCGCUCACACAGUUAACAAAGAAAGGAGCUAAGUUUGAAUGGACACAGCCUUGUCAAGAAGCUUUUGACCAGCUGAAACGCGCUUUAACCUCCGCACCUAUUCUGGCGUACCCAGAUUUCGCAAGAGAGUUUCAUCUUUUUGUUGAUGCGAGCUCAACAGCAAUUGGCAUGACACUUUCUCAGAUUUCGAAAAUUUACGGUUCACACUGA
Messenger RNA from Exaiptasia diaphana, 1311 nucleotides. Its product is annotated as retrovirus-related Pol polyprotein from transposon 17.6. The record is from RefSeq and is a predicted model, not a curated record. NCBI's taxonomy places the organism in Eukaryota, Metazoa, Cnidaria, Anthozoa, Actiniaria, Aiptasiidae. The transcript has 2 exons. The coding region runs from base 1 to 1311 and encodes 436 amino acids.